AUGCCUUUAAUCUUAUGCAAGGGAAAGCUAACCCUAGUCAGUCUAUUUGACGUAAAGAGCGGUAAGCCAAUUGCUAUGUUCUCUACAGAAAUGACUCUUAUGUCUCUAGAAUUUUCAAUUUUUGGCCAACAUAUAUUUUUAGUAGAAACAAUAAAAGGAGUGGGGACUUCUUCUUAUUUUCAAAGCUCUGUAUUUAAGGCAAGUGAAGCAGCCUUUCAUUUUUCAGCUAUAAAUUAA
Messenger RNA from Blepharisma stoltei, 237 nucleotides. NCBI's taxonomy places the organism in Eukaryota, Ciliophora, Heterotrichea, Heterotrichida, Blepharismidae. The record is from the annotation of a GenBank genome assembly.